Molecule: messenger RNA, 183 nt
Organism: Zymoseptoria tritici IPO323
Lineage: Eukaryota; Fungi; Ascomycota; Dothideomycetes; Mycosphaerellales; Mycosphaerellaceae
Exons: 2
Source: RefSeq, a predicted model, not a curated record
UGCCGCGAGCAGAACGUUCGAACACCAAACUACCAGGUCAUAUCCGAUCGCAGAGGUGGUCGCACGGCGUGGAGCUGUGUCGUGACGGUGCAAGGUGCCAACUUUCCCGCACGCUUCUGGUACGAUGGACAAUACGUCAACAACGCCCGUGAGGACGCCGCCGAGAAGGCUCUCCAGACCCUC